Messenger RNA from Glycine soja, 2705 nucleotides. Its product is annotated as protein IQ-DOMAIN 1-like. The transcript is spliced from 5 exons. NCBI's taxonomy places the organism in Eukaryota, Viridiplantae, Streptophyta, Magnoliopsida, Fabales, Fabaceae. The coding region runs from base 632 to 2137 and encodes 501 amino acids. Gene Ontology annotation, molecular function: protein binding. The record is from RefSeq and is a predicted model, not a curated record.
UUUUUUCACUUCAUUUGGGUCCUCAUUCUCAUGCAAUUUUGUCCAUUUUUAUUGUUUUUUGGCCUUCAAAACUGGAAGUUUUGUACUGGGUUUCAUAGUUUCCUUUUCUUUCUCCUUUUUGGAUUGUACUAUAUGGGCUCUUCUCCAUUUGUCCAUUGCAUACUAAAUUUGCAUUCUUCUUUUGUAGUAUUUCUCUUUCAAAGUUGGAAAUUAUGACAUGGGUUUAAUGGUUUUUCAAAUCAUCAUAUCUUGGUUCUUCUUCAUUUGAUCACAACAUACCAAAUUUACAUUUUUUUGUUGUAGUUUUCUUUAAGGCAUUUUUUUGAAGAUGGAGAUUUAGAAACGAAUUCUUAUCCAUUUGUUCUCACUCAUCACCUUAACAAACUUGAUGAAAGUCUUUUACUUUUUUUGUUGGGUGGCGUUUUUGCUAUUUACUUUCAGUUUCUUGUUCUUUUCAGUUAUUACUGAUUAUUUUUUUAAUCAUACACGUUAGUCAUAGAUCUGUUUUCAGUGCUUUUGCGGUUUUGAGUCUCUGUUGACGUUUUCGUGGCAGUUUCCUUUCCCCCAUUCUAUGCAUGAAUUAUGUUUUCUUUAACAGUUUGCUUCAAAUUCAAAGCACAUUAAUAGAAACAUGAGGUUUCUAACCUUGUUGAAUUUAAUUACUUUUUUUUUUAUUUCAGUUUGUUCAUCUUAUUUUCCCUUCCACGGAUGUGUUUGGGUUGAUAUUAAUCUGAUUUGCCUUUCCUUUGUCUCAAAGAAACAGGAAUUGCAAAUGGGGAAAAAAGGGAGUUGGUUUUCUGCAGUGAAGAAAGUUUUCAGUUCAGAUUCCAAAAAAGAUAAGAAAAAACAGAAAAGCCACCAGUCAAAGAAAGCAAGCAGUGGCAAGGAUGGGGAAGCAGCAGUUGCUCUUCCUCCAAUAGAAGAUGUUAAAUUAAUUGAGGCAGAGAAGGAACAGAGCAAGCAUGCUGCUUCUUUGGCAUUUGCCACUGCUAUUGCUGCAGAGGCUGCUGUUGCUGCUGCUCAGGCAGCUGCCAAGGUUGUUCGUCUGACAAGUAUGCCACAUUAUACUGGAAAGACUAAGGAAGAAAUUGCAGUCAUCAAGAUUCAGACCGCAUUUCGUGGAUAUAUGGCAAGAAGAGCAUUGCGUGCGUUGAGAGGUUUGGUGAGGUUGAAAACAUUACAAGGGCAGUCUGUUAAACGGCAAGCUGCUAGCACCCUACGAAGCAUGCAAACUCUAGCAAGAUUACAAUCUCAGAUUCGUGAAAGCAGAAUUAGAAUGUCUGAAGAGAACCAAGCUCUUCAGCACCAACUACCGCAGAAACAUGAAAAAGAACUCGAGAAGUUGCGAGCUGCUGUUGGAGAAGAAUGGGAUGAUAGGUCGCAGUUAAAGGAGCAAAUUGAAGCAAAAUUGUUGCACAGGCAAGAAGCUGCUUUGAGAAGAGAGAGAGCUUUGGCCUAUUCAUUCUCACAUCAGCAAACAUGGAAGGGCUCUUCAAAGUCAUUAAAUCCCACAUUUAUGGAUCCAAACAAUCCCAAAUGGGGGUGGAGUUGGCUAGAGAGAUGGAUGGCUACUCGGCCAAGGGAUGGCCACAGCACUGUGGUGGAUCACAAUGAUCAUGCAUCUGUGAAGAGUGCAGCGAGCCGUGCCAUGUCUGUAGGGGAAAUUACCAAAUUGUGCUCUCUCCAAGAUAAAAGACCUUCCCCUUUUGGCCAAAAACCAAGAAGACCUGCCCCUCAGAGUUCCCCUUCAAAGACACCAUCUACUAAUGGAAAGGCAAGGCCAUCUAGCUCAAAGGGUAGUAGUGUCUGGGGUGGAGAUGAGGGCUCAAGAAGCAUGUUUAGUGUUCAGUCGGAGCGCUAUCGCCGACACAGCAUUGCAGGGUCCUCAGUGAGAGAUGAUGAGAGCCUUGCAAGCUCACCUGCCAUUCCAAGUUACAUGGCACCCACAAGCUCUGCAAAGGCCAGGUCCAAAAUCAUAAGGCCAUCACCUGAAAAAGGAGGUGAUUCUGUUUUUGCAAGGAAGCGCCUUUCAUUCUCUCCUUCUUCUGCUUCAAGAAGGCAUUCUGAUCCUCCUAAGGUGGAAAUGGUUUCCAAUAAUGAUGCUGCUGCCGCAGUUAGCAAUGGAAGGGGAAGGUAGAGCUGGAGCAAUUCUUGUAGGAGAACAGUGUCUAUUAUUCUGUUUGGAUAAACCUCUCUGUAAUUGCUUAUAGAAAAUAAGAAGAUAAAAUGAAUUAAAUUUUUAUCACAAGUUAAAAAUCAACUUGUGCUUUAAAAUCAAAUCGUACACUUCGACUUUUAUAUAAGUUGAGGUACAUAAGUUGAUUUUAACUUGUGGAAGGAGUUGGGUUCAUUUAGCUUUUCAAUUUUUUGUUUUAUAAGUGUUUAUGGAGAAGUUUAUUCAAAUAAAACCUAUAAGCACAACCAAUUAAAAGACUCAAGAUAACAUUAAAAUAACUUCAGCACAAAUUAUAUUUUAAUGCAUCUUAAACUUUUGAUUAGUUGUGUCUAUAGAGACUGUCUCAUGCCAGAAUGACUCUUGGCCCCAAGUCUCUUAGAACUAUGAAUGAAGAUUUUGAUAGUUGCUUUGGUCCUCUUCUUCAGCCCCCUCUUCAUGGUUCCUUCAGGAGUGAGAUACAAUACAAAAUUGGCUUAUCAGUUUGUUCAUAUCAACAAAAAAAUAGUUAUUUUCAUAAAUCUUUGACAAA